Messenger RNA from Impatiens glandulifera, 1388 nucleotides. Its product is annotated as tobamovirus multiplication protein 2A. The transcript has 7 exons. Gene Ontology annotation, cellular component: membrane. The record is from RefSeq and is a predicted model, not a curated record. The coding region runs from base 210 to 1052 and encodes 280 amino acids. NCBI's taxonomy places the organism in Eukaryota, Viridiplantae, Streptophyta, Magnoliopsida, Ericales, Balsaminaceae.
AUAAAAAAAAAAAAAAUCAAUCUUCCAGCUGGCGAGAUAAACACAGAACGAAAGCAUAGACGUAUUUCUUCCCCAUGUCUCUUUCCGUUGCGAAGCGUUCUGCCUCGCAUCUGUGAAAAAUUGAGAUCGCCGCUUCCUUAUACGACUUGUAAAAAUUAAGGUUUUGGUGAAGCAGAGGAUAUAUCAGUUGAUUUCUGGGAUUUUGAAAGAUGGCGUGUAAAGGGUGUUUGGAAUGUUUGUUGAAACUAUUAAACUUCUUGCUCACUCUUUUGGGUCUGGCUAUGGUGGGUUAUGGGGUCUUCUUGUUUGUCAUGUACAACAAGUCAUCGGCUGAUGAUUCUUCACAACCACCUUCCAGCAAUGAUAUGAUACAGUUUGGUCGACCAAUGCUCAUUACGAUGUCUCUGUCAAGCAGCUUUCUUGAUAACCUGCCAAAGGCUUGGUUCAUAUAUGUAUUCAUUGGUGUUGGCGGCGUUCUGUUUGUAGUAUCUUGUUUUGGUUGUAUUGGAGCUGCAACAAGGAAUGGAUGCUGCCUAACAUGUUAUGCGAUGUUGAUUAUCUUGCUUAUCUUGGUUCAACUGGGAUGUGCAGCCUUCAUAUUUUUCGAUGAGAGCUGGAAAGAUGUAAUACCAACUGAUAAAACUGGAGAUUUUGAUGAGAUAUAUGGCUUUCUAGAUGACAACUGGGAAAUUAUCAAGUGGGUUGCUCUUGGUUUUGUUAUUUUUGAGGCUCUUCUAUUCAUCUUGGCCCUUAUAGUAAGAGCAGCAAACAGACCAGCUGAGUAUGACAGUGACGAUGAAUACAUCGGUGGACCCAGGCAACAAAUCCGCCAGCCUUUGGUUAACAGGCAGCCAGCUCCAGUCACCGGAGUACCUGUUACUGCUAGCCUUGAUCAACGUCCAAGCAGAAACGAUGCUUGGAGUGCACGUAUGAGAGAAAAGUAUGGUCUGGACACUUCGGAGUUCACAUACAACCCAGCGGAUCCAAACAGGACCCAGCAAGCUGCAGGAGGACAGCCACCGGCAGAGGAGAAGCGUUGCACCAUCAUGUAAUAACCGGGGGAAUAAUCUUGGUGGGUUUGUGCUAAAAAUUGAGUUUGGGGUCGAUUUUUUUGUUUUCAUUGACUGGUGUGAGAUACUUUGAUGUUGAGCAGAUAAACUAAGUAUGUUUCUGUUGUACAAAACAUUCAAUUGAGUUUUAUUUUGCCACUUCUAGCUAGUUUCCUCCUCGGCCAACGCAUCUAAAAAGGUGCCCCAGUGCAUUUUGAUGGUUUUAGUACAUGGAUUUGAUCUUAGGAUUUGUAAUUUGUAUGGGUCGAGGUUGGAAUAUGAUUUGCACAGUUGAAGUUAACCAUGAUUUAAUUAGUGCCAUUGACUGGCUUCUGUUUU